AUGGGAUUUGAAAUCAAAAGAUUUCAAGGUGACGUUGAUGAAGAACUCAUUUGCCCUAUUUGUUCAGGCGUUUUGGAAGAUCCUUUACAGGCACCAGCUUGCGAGCAUGCUUUUUGUCGUGCCUGCAUAACGGAGUGGAUAAGUCGCCAGCCAACGUGCCCAGUAGACCGGCAGGCGGUCACUUCGAGCCAGCUUAGACCCGUACCACGAAUACUACGCAAUUUAUUAUCGAGACUGUGUACUAAAUGUGACAACUCACCACAUGGAUGUAAUGCUGUAUUGAAGUUGGACUCAUUGGCCUCCCACUUAGUUGAAUGUGAAUAUAAUCCCAAAAGGCCAAUGCCAUGUGAAGCUGGCUGUGGACUGGUAAUACCGAAGGAUGAACUUGCAGAACAUAAUUGUGUCCGUGAGCUACGAGCACUAAUAGCAACGCAUCAAGGAAAACUAAAUGAUUAUGAACAGGAGUUAGCAGAACAGAGACUGGUUAUCAAUGAACAUAAAAGGGAACUGGCAUUGUUAAAAGAGUUCAUGCGCGCAAUGCGACUGUCCAACCCUACAAUGCGCGCUCUGGCCGAUCAGAUGGAGCGUGAAGAGGUAGUGCGCUGGGCAAAUUCGCUCACGCGGGCCCGCGUUACUCGCUGGGGUGGUAUGAUAUCCACGCCCGAUGAUGUGUUACAGGUAAUGAUGAUCAAAAGAAGUUUAUCAGAAUCUGGCUGCCCACCUCACAUAAUAGAUGACCUUAUGGAGAACUGCCAUGAAAGACGGUGGCCGCCCGGUCUGUCCUCACUCGAAACACGACAAAAUAAUAGAAGAUUAUACGAAAAGUAUGUAUGUAAACGAGUGCCAGGCAAGCAAGCAGUUCUUGUGUUACAUUGUGACAAUACGCAUGUCGACGAGCAUAUGAUGGUGGAACCAGGCCUCGUCAUGAUAUUUGCCCACGGGAUCGAAUAG
Messenger RNA from Arctia plantaginis, 951 nucleotides. The record is from the annotation of a GenBank genome assembly. Lineage: Eukaryota; Metazoa; Arthropoda; Insecta; Lepidoptera; Erebidae.